Messenger RNA from Dimorphilus gyrociliatus, 923 nucleotides. The record is from the annotation of a GenBank genome assembly. NCBI's taxonomy places the organism in Eukaryota, Metazoa, Annelida, Polychaeta, Dinophilidae.
AUUCCGACUGUAUGGACAUCGUAUAGUUAUGGCACCUACCGCAAUAUGGAGAAGUAUAACAACAACUAUUGCUAGCAUAUUUAAAUCAUCGUCACAUAUCAAGAACUUUACAAUACUUAUUAUCUUAUACACUUUUACGGGUCUAAUAGCUGAUACAAAUAUUCAACGCUCCUUUCUUUGUCGGCAAUGCGGUCAUACAGUUGUAUUUGCCAAUGAUCUUACUAGGGUUGCUAGCGACAUGUCGCUGAGACAGAGAAACGAUAGUCUUCUGGGAAGGAAGGGAACAUUGAUACAACUCUUACAAAACCCUGCCGGGGCUAGAUUCGAGGUGAUUACAUCAAAGAGAGCUCAUGUAACCAAAUCUACGGUGACUGUAAGCUCAGACACUUGGUUUACUGGUUUUUCGUGGAGAAUUGCAACUUGCCCAAAGUGCCAUUUUCAUUUAGGAUGGAGCUACGAACCUCUCUUCUAUAAAGGUGGAUUAGCCGAUUCCAAAGAUACUUUUUAUGCCUUAAUCUUAGAUAAUUUAUUGGAUGAAACUUAUGCCGAUAAUCUAAUUAUAACUCCAAAAGUUUAUCAGAGUUGAAAAAAAGGUGAAUUUUGAAUAAUCUACAAUUGAACUGCAAAAUUACAGUAUACAAUAUAUGAUGAGAAUGCCAAAAUAGUAAUUUAUUUCUCUUGUUACAUCCCAAUUCAAUUAAAUAAUACAAGAUAUUUAAAAGGAUGAAAACGUUACUAUAGAAACAGAGAAAAGAAAAUGAUAAAAAAAAACAGUUAUCUUCCAUCAAAUUAAUUAGCUGGCUUUACAGGUUUCUGCUUCUUUUCUUUUUUUUUAAAAAAACAAAGGUUUUCGGAAAGCAUUUGUACAUUUUUAAGAAAUUUCAAUAUUAUUUCGAUAUAAAAAUCAUAAUAAAAGCAUAAAC